AAGGGACCGGGAGGGGCAUCUCGAUCUCAUGCUGCUAGAUGUUCACAUGAUUCCUCUUCACUUUAUACUGUGUGUCUUCACUCGAGGGCAGGAUCUAUAAUAUUGUGAUGGCAAUCGUUGGAAGGACGAGGAAAGAGACAGAGUUACUCUGGGAUACUCUCCCAGCUAAAGUGAAGACAGCUUUGUACAAACCAGAACGCCAGCUCCUUCUUUCCAGUGAUAAGAUAUCUCUAUUACCAGUCUAUGCUAGCCGUAUUAAAUCUCUUCCUAAGUAUUAUCUCUUCAAUGACGUUUUUGCCGUUUUGCAGGGAGUUGUACUUGCAGAAUAUCCAUUACAAUGGCUCUGGGUUCAACACGUUAUUACAGCUAAUGCACUCAACCAGAGCUCUCAAUCCAUGACAUCAUUUAGGCUAAUAUUACCCGAGACACACUUAGAUUUGCAGUGUAAGGAAUUCAUUCACAAAUCUAUAUGGGUCAGCACUAUUGUUGAUGCUAUCUGCCAAGAUCUACAAGUUUCACAGGUCAUUUCUGGUAGAGGUGACCUUACGCUUGAUACCAAACUCCAGUUGAUUAGGAGUCGGGACUUUAUGCAAUACACCUUUCAAUCUUUACUGGAAAUGAAGGACGUUCGCUACAAGGGACAGUGGCUGAAUGCUAAACCACACGGAAGUGGUGAGUUUUGGCAUGAGCCCAGUGGGAAACUUUAUAAAGGAAACUUCAGAAAAGGAAAGUUUCAUGGCAAAGGUGAACUGUUGUGGUUUGCCGACAGCGAGUAUCGCAAGAAAUACAUUGGAGACUUUUAUAACGGACUAAUGGAGGGUCAAGGGGAAAUGAAGUACUCGAAUGGUGAUGUGUAUGAUGGUCACUGGUCUAAGGACAAGAGGGACGGGUUUGGUAGACUUGAAGAAGCUUCUAGAAAGAACUCUACCUAUUGUGGUGGCUGGUUGCUUGAUAAACAACACGGGUAUGGAGUCUAUGACGACAGAUUGAAACAUGAGAGAUAUUUAGGAAUGUGGUCUGAGGGUCAGAGAUCUGGCCCUGGUAUACAGGUAACAUCAACAGGUACUUACUGUGAGGCCAUCUUCACUAACGGAACAAUUGGUAGUGGUAAUGAUGGUCUCAUAUUGGAUCCUAAUGGAAGCUCCUUCAUGGGUAAACUAGGACCAGACUUCAAACUGACAGGAAAGGGAACUCUAGCACUGAGUAAUGGUGUCACUAUUGAAGGAUACUUUGGUGGUUCGUGGCAUACUAACAUUGACAUACAGCGUGCCACUCUUGUUCAUCCUAAGAAAAGAGGACUCUCCUUUGGUGUGAAAGCAAUAGAGUCAUGGAGAAACUCCUUCUCUGAACUACAGAUAGCAAGGCUUGAUGGUCGAAUUGGUACAUGUACUGUACUAGCAUCAAACAAGUGGCAGUCUUUGUUUGAGGAGUGCGAGAAGAUGUUAGGAUUUUCAGGUAAUGCUGCAUCUGAUGUUCUCACUGCUUGGAGUCGUAUUGCUGCCGGGACCUUUGACACCUAUCAAUCACCUACCAACUCACCUAUGGGUGGAUCCCCUGUACUAGCACCACUGAGAAGAGCCAGCUCCCUUAGCACUAUUCCUAAAACAGUGAGGGCCCCCGGCGAACUGAUAUCACUUGAAAGAGCUCGUGCCAUGACUUUUCAAGACAGCAAUGAAGACGAAGGCAGCCCUGCUACUAGUCAGCGUAGGACACUUGAUGAUCUUGAAGCAUCUUUAAUGCAACUAAGUAUUGAGCAUACACAUAAACUGAGGACUGGGGAUAAGAUCAAGAUCAGUGGACCAUUACACUUACAAGAAGAGAUAGCUAGUUCCUAUCCACCAGUUGGUCCAGGGCUGACAUAUUCACCUCAUGCAGAUUACAGUCCACCUCCUCCUCCUACCACCCUCCCUUCACUAGUAGAGGAACACGCAGAGCAUGGAAGCGAUGAAGGAGAGAGUUCAAAUAGUGAGAAUGCUGGUUUAGUAUUAUCAGAUACUAAUAGAGCUAUACAGAGGUACAUUGAUCAAGCUUUUAAUACACCUUCACAUCCUCUUGGGGUACUAAUGAAUAGGCUGGAGACUGUAUUCAGAGACAGUUAUGGUGGCAUUGGUGCUAAUAGGUUCCUCCUGCCUCACGCUAUAUCAGAAGUACAGUAUAUCAUCAAACGACUUCACAGCAUUGUCAGGAUUCUGUUCCCUUUUUUGGAUGGUUCUGAUCACGACGUGACUGCUAUUGGGUUAACUCGAUUGGGUGAUGCAGACCCUGACGACUACCUCUGCAUUAACUCAGGCUACACUUUGUUGCAUCCACUUGUGUUCCAGCGUAUCUAUCCAUCACUGAAGAUGCUAUACAUAUUGCAUCAUGUUGAUGAUGACAAGGAAUACAGUAGAGGGACAGACUUUCUAUCUCAAAUGGACGACGAAAGACUUCUUCAUUUUAUACAUUUUCCACAAAAUUUAUGUAAGAAGAUUUUGGGAAAAGAAGACAACACUGUUCUCGAGGAUCUAGAGAAUGCUGCUAUUGUACUCCAAAGGAUGAAUACACUAUAUGCACCUGGGGAAUUUCUGGACCUCUUCAGAGUUGCAUUUCAGCAGCUGUCAAAUAUCCAGCAGUUGUCUUGUGAUGUAUUGCUACCAUCAGUUGUGUUUAUUGUGGUAAAGGCUGGUCUCUCUCAUCUUGGAGCUUAUCUUCAUUAUUUGACUGACUUUGCUUACACUGAACCUGCUGAUGAAUAUACAUUAGUCACUUAUGAGGCAGCUUAUAACUUUAUUAGAAAACAAGGUGCACUCACUUAACGAGAGAGAAAUGGAAAUUAUUAUUAUUAUUAUGUAUGUAUGUACAGUGUUAUUACCAAAUCAUUUUUUAUCAUUCUCUAAUUUCUGUUAAGCUUUGUUAAUUCAAUAAUAAGAUUAAACAUGAA
This is a messenger RNA of Amphimedon queenslandica, 2920 nucleotides long. RefSeq names its product alsin-like. Gene Ontology annotation, biological process: regulation of GTPase activity; endosomal transport. Bases 108 to 2795 code for a protein of 895 amino acids. The transcript is spliced from 20 exons. The record is from RefSeq and is a predicted model, not a curated record. Gene Ontology annotation, molecular function: small GTPase binding; guanyl-nucleotide exchange factor activity. NCBI's taxonomy places the organism in Eukaryota, Metazoa, Porifera, Demospongiae, Haplosclerida, Niphatidae. Gene Ontology annotation, cellular component: cytoplasm; intracellular membrane-bounded organelle.